AAUGUAUAAUCGGAGUAGUCUCCCGUUCGACUGAUAAUCAUUUACUUUGUAUUAGAUCGCAAUGUCUGAUGGAAUUGAUGAUAACAGCAAAUUAGAAAGCCUUGAUGGACUAAACUACGCAAAAGAGGUUGUUGCACAAAGGGUUAACCUACCACACAGGUUUGAAAAUAUCUUUAAAGACGUAGAGGUUAUAUCCGGAGGGAAUGGAAAUAUUGUAUGUAGAUAUACCAUUCCGAAGAACUUAUCCAAUAGUCACGGUUCAUUGCAUGGUGGAAUUAUUGCCAGCUUGGUAGACGCUGUGUCAACUUGGGGACUAUCAACUGCCACUAGACACCACAGACAUAUAAGCGUUGAUCUUAGUGUUAGUUAUAUGAGAAAAGCAGAGCUUGGAGAGACGAUAACUAUUGAAGGCAAAACAGUCAAACUUGGUGGUAGGGUUGCCUUUCUAACAGCAACACUGUUUGAUAAAAAUCAAAAGAUUAUUGCAACAGGGAAACAUACAAAACUGAUUUUGGAAAACAAACUCUGAUAUUUCUGACAAUUCUGUACUCACAGGUUGGUCGAUAAUUUUUGCAUCGUUUUCAUGUAGAAUCAACGAUGGCAAGAUGUACUGACAACACAAUCAAAAGUAAACAAAUGCUAAGAAUUGCGCAAUACAGACUAUAUACAAUAUGAGCCAAAGUUUUGCAUAGUUAGUUCUCACCCUUAAUGUGUAAUUUAUAUUUAAAUGGCAAUGAAUAUGCAUAAAUUAUGGUUUUUGUGACAAUAAAGACAUAAAUAUUUA
Messenger RNA from Mytilus trossulus (common blue mussel), 784 nucleotides. Its product is annotated as acyl-coenzyme A thioesterase 13-like. Gene Ontology annotation, molecular function: fatty acyl-CoA hydrolase activity. Lineage: Eukaryota; Metazoa; Mollusca; Bivalvia; Mytilida; Mytilidae. The record is from RefSeq and is a predicted model, not a curated record. The coding region runs from base 62 to 529 and encodes 155 amino acids. The transcript is spliced from 4 exons.